AUGGCUGUCGGUACUUCAGAUAGCGUCUGCCCCACGCUCCGCGAUGAACCCCUCACCGAUGAAAAACCCCAAGAUGACGCUGCUUCAACGCCAAGCCAAGGCGAUGAAGAGAUUCAAGCUUGCACGACAGACGACCCAGGUGAACCCCCAGAUGGCGGGCUACAAGCCUGGCUUCAGGUCGUAACAGGCCAUCUCGUCGCUUUCAACUCGUGGGGCUACCUCAUCAGCUUCGGUAUCUUCCAACCCUACUACGAAUCUCAAUUCUCCCUCCCACCGUCGACAAUCUCUUGGAUCGGAAGCUUAGAAGUCUGCCUCAUUUUCUUCAUCGGCACAUUCUCCGGCCGAGCUUUCGACGCAGGAUAUUACCGUACUGCACUCGCAGUCGGCCUCUUCCUCCAAAUAUUAGCAAUCUUCAUGACCAGUAUCGCAUCAUCGUACUGGCAAGUCCUUCUCGCCCAAGGAAUCUGCCAAGGUCUUGGUAACGGAAUCAUUUUCGCACCGACAAUAGCAAACAUGUCGACCUACUUCACCAGCAAGAAGACUAUUGCUAUAUCCGCUGGUGCUUGUGGUGCUGGCACAGGAGGAAUUGUGUUUCCGCUGAUUGCACAACAACUUCUCCCCAAGAUCGGGUUCCGCUGGACGGUGAGAGUUAUGGGAUUGGUAGUUGCUGUGUCGUCAAUGAUUAUCAUGAUGAUUGCGAAGAUGAGACUCAAGGCGAGGAAAGCUGGGCCGCUUGUUGAAUGGGCUGCGUUCAAGGAGCCAGCCUAUGUCCUCUUCGCUGCGGCUAUGUUCUUUACCUUGUGGCCAACAUGGAUCUCCUACAACUAUGCUCGUCAAUACACAACCGAUAAACUCUCCGGCUCAGCAUCAGACUCAUUCCUAAUUCUCAUCGUCAUAAACGCCGUUGGCAUCCCAGGCCGCAUGCUAUCCGCCUUUCUGGCCGACCGUCUCUUCGGCGCGAUCCCAGUCUUCAUACCGACAAUCUUCUCCGCCUCACUAUGUCUCUAUCUCUGGUCACAAGUAUCCUCCUUAACCGGAAUGUUCAUUUGGGUGAGCAUAUUUGGCUACUUCGGCGCUGCGAUACAAAGUCUCUUCCCCUCAUGCUGUGCAAGCUUAACACCAGAUUUGAGUAAAGCUGGAACCAGAAUUGGAAUGAUCUUCUCGAUUAUUAGUUUUGCGGCGUUGACGGGGUCGCCUUUGGCUGGGAAGUUGAUGCAAGCUACGGGCGGGAGUUACAUGGCGGCGCAGAUUUGGGGAGGGUCAAGUAUGAUUUUGGGGAUGGGGUUGUUGUAUGCUGCGAAAAGAGCUGAGGCACCUCACGCGGUGAGUCAUCUCGGUAGCCAGGACUAG
Fusarium odoratissimum NRRL 54006 is the source of this 1350-nucleotide messenger RNA. RefSeq lists its product as uncharacterized. Gene Ontology annotation, cellular component: fungal-type vacuole membrane. Gene Ontology annotation, biological process: transmembrane transport. Lineage: Eukaryota; Fungi; Ascomycota; Sordariomycetes; Hypocreales; Nectriaceae. Gene Ontology annotation, molecular function: transmembrane transporter activity. Bases 1 to 1350 code for a protein of 449 amino acids. The record is from RefSeq and is a predicted model, not a curated record. The transcript has 2 exons.